GCGAUUCUGCUGGAUUGAAUACAUGCGCGAGGUUUAGUCAGAGGGUACAAAUACUUGAAAGUACAUUUAUCUGUGUUCAUAGUACGCUAGGCGUGUUAUUGGAAGUCUACCAGUCGACAGCCACGCAAGAGCCGUAUCGCGAGAAAGCACGAGAACAUGGAUGCAAGACAACAAAAAUAAAUUUGUGGACAGCAAGCCAGAGUGCAUGAUGGCGGCGUCGCUGCUGCGCCGGGACAAGAAAGCCACUGCCGCCCACUUUAAGGCAGACUUAAACCGUACUGACAAUAGCUCCGGGGUCCGACAACUGCAGGAGCUGCUUGAUGUGGUGCUAAAUCCCGAGAAACCAGCAGCGGACACAGAGGCUCUUGACUGGUGUAAAUGUCUCAUUGCUGGAGGGGAAGGUUUCGAGGAGUUCUGCGUAACGGUGCGGUCCUAUGACAACGCGACUCUGUGCGGCUUGGUGUGGACGGCUAAUUUCGUGGCAUAUCGAUGCCGGACGUGUGGCAUAUCACCCUGCAUGUCGCUGUGUGCUGAGUGCUUUAAUAAUGGAGACCACACCGGCCAUGAUUUCAACAUGUUCAGGAGCCAGGCUGGUGGGGCCUGUGACUGUGGAGACAGUAAUGUCAUGCGAGAGAGUGGAUUUUGCAGACGACAUCGGUUGAAAACUGGCGAAAAUGUCCCUUCAAUACCUCAAGACCUUCUCUUGAUGUCUGAGAUGGUCCUUCCACGCUUCAUUCAAUGUAUCAUACAGUAUCUGAGGGAUGGAUAUGUUGAACCAGACACUUCAACGGACAGAGAUCUACAGACUGUCCUUCAGCAGCUAGAGCCUCAGAUCUCUUUCCUGGAGGAGCUAACAAAGAUGGGCGGCGCAAUGAGGACUGUACUGACGAAGAUCUUGACCAAUCUGCAGACAUUCAAAGAGCUGAGCAUGGGCCAAGAGGAGAAUUUGUACGCCAAAAAGAACUAUGACAAAUACUUGUCAGCGUUAAAGAAUUCAGGUCUGGUGUCUGUGGAGGAGAAAGCCCAAGGUGCUACUGCUGAUGUCACUGUCGGUGCUGAAGGAGGUGCAGGUGCAAUGGCCCUUUUAGGAUCUGCUGCACCAGGGAGCCCAGAUGAGUCUAUUAAAGAGGAUGACCAAGAUGCAGGACAGUCGGUUGGUCAGAGGAAGAGGGUUAAGCUGAGUAGCAGUACCAAAGACCCAAGGAUUAUUGAAUCUUUGAAGCAUAAAUGCUUUCUGGAGGAGUUGCUUUUUUGGACUAUAAAAUAUGAGUUUCCCCAAAAGAUGGUCACCUUCUUACUAAACAUGUUGCCAGAUCAAGAUUACAAGAUCAAUUUUACAAAAACAUUUGUUCAACAUUAUGCAUUCAUCAUGAAAACACUGAUGAAAAGCCACGAGUCAGACACCAUGUCCAACCGCAUUGUACAUAUUAGUGUUCAGCUGUUCAGCAACGAGGAGCUGGCUCGACACAUGACAGAGGAGUGUCAUCUACUGGAUAUAAUGGUCACAGUCCUCCUCUACAUGAUGGAGAGUUGCCUUAUUAAAAGCGAACUCCAAGAUGAAGAGAGCAGUCGUCAUGUUGUGGUGAACUGCAGUGAGGCACUGCUAAAGAACAACACGUACUGGCCAUUAGUUAGUGACUUCAUCAACAUCCUCUCACAUCAAAGUGUAGCAAAGAAGUUCCUGGAGGACCAGUCAUUGUUGAUGCUCUGGAUGAGCUUUGUGUCAUUUUUUCAGGGUAUGAACCUGAAUAAGCGGGAGUUAAAUGAACACGUGGAAUUUGAGUCUCAGACAUACUAUGCAGCAUUUGCAGCAGAACUUGAGGCAUGUGCACAACCAAUGUGGGGUCUCUUAACACACUGCAAAGUCAAAGAGACUCAGGAAUAUACUAAAACUGUGGUACGCUACUGUUUGGAGACCCUUCAGAUCUGGUUUGAUGCCAUUGGCUUUAUUGAUGAGCCUGCUCUAAAUCAGGUUACGUUUCACCUGCCACUGCACCGCUACUAUGCUAUGUUCCUCAGUAAGGCUAUAAAGUGCCAAGGCCUGGACUUGGACAGCCUCCUUCCUGAUCAAGAGAUGCUGAUGAAGAUCAUGGUGCAUCCGCUCCAAAUCCAGGCGUGCCUGUCGGAGAUCCACAGCAACAUGUGGGUCAGGAAUGGCCUCCAGAUCAAAGGUCAGGCUAUGACCUAUGUGCAGUCACAUUUCUGCAACUCGAUGAUUGACCCAGACAUCUAUUUGCUCCAGGUUUGUGCAUCAAGGCUUGAUCCCGACUACUUUAUCUCAAGUGUUUUUGAGAGGUUUAAAGUGGUUGACCUUUUGACCAUGGCGUCUCAGCAUCAGAAUGCGGUGUUAGACUCUGAGCAGGAGAGACCGAUGCUUGAAGGAGCUCUGACUUUCUUGGUCAUACUAACGAGCCUUCGUAUACAUUUAGGGAUGACGGACGAUGAGAUCCUUCGGUCUGAGAUGGUCUCACAGUUGUGUAUGAAUGACCGUACACACAGUGCACUUUUGGACCUUAUUCCUGAGAAUCCCAACCCCAAAAGUGGCAUCGUCCCAGGGAGUUGUAGUUUUGAGGAGAUGCUCUCUGGUGUGGCCGACUUCAAAGCCCCAGUGUUUGAGCCUGGAGGCUCCAUGCAGCAGGGCAUGUACACACCAAAAGCGGAGGUGUGGGAAAAUGAGUUUGACCCCAUCAUGGUCAUCCUCAGAACAGUCUAUCGACGUGAUGUCCAGUCAGCAAUGGACAGAUACUCAGCAUUUUUGAAGCAGUCUGGUAUUCACACCGGCAAUCCUUGGCCACCGUACAAGGAGAGGACACCUUUGCACCCGUGUUACAAAGGCCUCAUCAAGCUGUUGCACUGCAAGACACUACACAUUGUGAUAUUUACUCUCCUUUACAAGAUAUGGAUGGAUCAUCAGAACAUGUCGGAGCAUGUGCUCUGCAUGGUGCUGUACCUGAUUGAGCUUGGCUUAGACAACCAAGUUCAAGACAACAAGGGAGAUGAGGAACCUUGCAUUGAGGAGCACUGCCAUGACAGCUGGUUCCCUGGCACCAACCUCCUCUCCAACCUGCACCAUGUCAUCAAUUUUGUGAGGGUUCGGGUUCCUGAGACGGCUCCUGAAGUGAAGAGGGAGGCCCCUCCUAGCACCAGCACUGAAGCUUCUUCUUAUGGCCAGAACUCCAGACGUCUGUCAGGGAAUUGGAGAGAGAACCUCCGUGAGGCUCAGAUGUUCAGUCUUGUGGCAGAGCGCAGGAGGAAGUUCCAAGAAAUAAUCAACCGCAGCAACAGUGAAGCCACCCAGGUCAUCAGGCCCAAGAGCUCCACACGCUGGGUCCCCCCAGGGACACCUCCACAGUUGGUGACGGAGAUCCUGGAAAUCAGAGAAAGCAUGCUGUCCCUCCUCAUCAAGCUCCACCAGAAAAUGUCAUCCAGACAGAACUCUCUGUCGGCAUCCUGGCUAGAGGAUAUGGACACGAGCCGCCAUGCUCAUGGAGAUGGUAUUACAGCUAUUGAGAGAAUCCUCACAAAGGCAGCCACUCGCAGCUGCCAAAUCAAGCGUAGCAUCCAGGACAUUUGUGGAAAGGUGUGUCCUCCAGUGCCACCAAAGAAGAGCAGUCCCUCUGACAAGAAAACCAUGGAUAAAGAAGAGAGGCGUCAGAGGGCUAGAGAAAGACAGCAGAAACUGCUUGCUGAAUUUGCCUCCAGACAGAAGAGUUUCAUGGAAACGGCUAUGGAUGUUGAAUCCCCAGACACUGAGGCGGCCAUGGAUGUAGGGGCAUCUGAAGUAAUGGAGUCUGAGGUUCUUUACGAAUGUGUGAUCUGUGGCCAAAGUGGACCCUCCACUGAGGACCGUCCCAUUGGCCUUGUAGUUCUCCUGCAGGCAUCUUCAGUCCUUGGGCAUCGCUGCAAAAACAAAGAGGCAAAGGAUUUACCAACGACUGAUGAAGAGCACAUCUACCCUGCAGACACAUGUGGAGUGGCUCACGAUGUCAGACUCACGCUGAUGCAAAGAUUCUUCAAAGAUAGUUCUUGUCUGCAGUCCGUGUCAAUAGGUUGGGAUGGAGGCGUCUACGUCCAGACCUGUGGACACACUUUGCAUAUAGAUUGCCACAAGUCAUACAUGGAGUCACUGAGGAACGACCAGGUCCUCCAGGGUUUCUCUGUCGACAAGGGUGAAUUUACGUGUCCCCUCUGUCGACAGUUUGCUAAUAGCGUCCUUCCCUGUCGCCCUGGGCGGGGCACAGAGGGUGGAGCCUGGCAUGCACCCACAAACAAGAAGACAGGUGUGCUUGUAAAGGAAGUAGAAGAUCUUCAGGAGAGACUCGGUCCUUUCCCUACGGAGUCCAACUUAAGUAAAGAGAUGGAGCUGGUUAUCAAAGACAUCAAGAACACCACUCAGAAGAAAUACAUGGACUAUGGCAGGAACCCUGGCUCUCCUGAUAAUGAUUUUCUCUUCAUGUACUCCGUAGCAAGGACCAACCUGGAGUUGGAGCUUGUGCAUCGGGGUGGAAACUUGUGUUCUGGAGGAGCCAGUGCAGCAGCCAAACGCUCGUGUCUCAAUCAGCUGUUCCAUGUGCUGGCCAUGCACAUGCGUUUGUACAGCAUUGAUUCAGCCUAUAACCCCUGGACUAAGCUGACUCAGAUUACACAAAGCAAAGAGGCGGAUAGCUUUGAUGAAGAGAGACCCGAGGUGCCCAUGCUGUUUCGAGAUGUCCCGUCCCUCCUGAUCAUCUUUGUGCUAACGAUGCCACAGCCUCUGCGAAAAGAACACUUUACCUGUGUAGUGAGGAUGCUGUUCAACCUGCAGUUCACUCAGGCCCUCGCUGCUCUGUCAGCCAAGUUCAGCCCAGAGGAACGACAGGCCUGGAGCACAUCUGGAGCACUCAAGAAGAAUGCUGCAAAUGCCGAGAAGUCUUUCGAAGUGCUGCUCAGUCAUGCCACCAGUGAGCUCUCCAAGAACAAAAGCAUCUACAAGGUGAACACUGAAGAAACCUCAAUGCUGAGCUCAAGUGUGUGGUCCCCACAGUCUAUCGAGUUCAGCCUCCAGCAGUUCUGCCUGCCUUUUCUUCGCCUCUCCUGCCUCCUGCAGCAUCACCUCUAUGGAGAUAAUCUGACUGGCUGCUUGGAGGAGGAGGAGUUCUCAUGCUUGGCCGUGUGUUUGGGGCUCUUACCCUCGGCCACGCAGCCUUCCAACACUGUGCAUAGUGCCUCGUGUCUGGAGUGGACAGUCAGCGCCUUUGAAUUGAUGUCACAGUGGUGUGCCGAAGUGACAGGGCUCUCUCAGUUGCAGUAUGAGCAAUCAUCGACCUUGGUCGUUCAGGAUCCUCAGUGGGCAGCCCCUCGCCUUUUGCACCUACCUGACAACUACAAUAUCAUCUUCCAGUACUAUCACAGGAAGGCCUGCACUUCCUGCAAAAAGGUGCCAAAAGACCCUGCACUCUGCCUUGUUUGUGGCGCCUUUGUCUGUCUCAAAGGCGGGUGUUGUAAACAGCAGGGUAUUUGUGAAUGUGUUUUGCACUCGCAACACUGUGGCGCAGCCACAGGCAUCUUUCUACUGAUAAAUGCCUCCGUCAUCAUCAUCAUCCGUGGACAUCGCUUCUGCCUGUGGGGUUCAGUUUACCUCGAUGCCCAUGGAGAGGAAGACCGUGAUUUACGCCGUGGCAAACCUCUCUUCUUAUGUGAAGAGAGGUAUCGAGUGUUGGAGCAACAGUGGGUUUCACACACCUUUGACCACAUCAAUAAGCGUUGGGGGCCUCACUAUAAUGGACUCUAAGAUCUUCCAAAGUCCACUGAAACAGCAACCCGAGACGAGGAAGAAUCUCUUUUCAGGCUUGUGUGUCUGCCUCCAUUAAAAUAUUUGGGGAGCUCUCAACGUGAUGAACACAAACCUACGGAGAGGGUUUUUGCUGCCACAGCCUUGGUUUAUGUGAAGUUUGGUGUACAAUCACUUGUGUGUGUUUAAGCGAUUUAUUGUGUGGUUUUCAACAGGGAAAAAACAAAAACAGAAUUUGGUCUGAUCAAAUUUAAAAGCACAAAUUUGCCCAAAAUUUGAAAUACUUUGCCUCAUGCUUUUGAAGCGUCUCAUUUUUGUUUGGGUUAACAACAACAUAUAUAUAUAUAUAUAUAGAUAUAUAUAUCUAUCUAUAUAUAUGUAUAUACAAAAUGAAAAUGCUAACCAUCCGUGCAAAGUUUGAUUGCCUUUUGCAAAAUGUAUUGAUAUUAAUGCAUACCCCCCUUUAUUUAUCGAAAUGUGCUCUGCUGUGCUGGCAUGAGUUUCAAGCUCCUGAUGAGUGUAGCGAUGUUAUUGCAAUGAGCACUCCGUCUGCGGACAUGUGAUUCUUGGUAUGACAAGUCCACCCAUUUAAAAACACACCUAGAGUUUUUUGCAGUCAAGCAAAGGCUCUUUUUAUGGGUCUAGUUGCAAUCCAUCCUCAGGAAUUUUUUUUCUUCUCGUUUGAUUUUUUUGCUGUUUGAAAUACGUUUUAGAUAUUUAAAUAAAUGCUGCUGCUCAUUGUUCAAAUAAUUUUAACUUUUGUGAAGAUUUCUUUUUUGUUUUUCUAAUGUUGUGGUUUGAGUUUACAGUAGAUCAUGGCUGGGAACUUUGACUCAGACGUACUUUAUGUUUAAGGAAGAAUGUGGUCACCUCAUUAUGCUUGCUAUGCUUCGUGUAGUCCUGCCCAAGCUGCACUUCUUGUGUCUGGUUGGUUUAUGAAGAAGAAGAAGAAGAAACUCUAACGCCAACACUUGGCUGAACUCGCGUCCAGUCAAACUCUCACUGUUCCACAGUAUCAUGAAUUUAAAUCGCAUUUUUCUAAGUAACACACAGUCACUGCACAGAUUUGGAGUUCUGCUGCACUAGCAAAGCUGAACCCACUAUGAAAGAUGAAAUGCUGCAUUGGUUCUGUCAACAUUUUAUUAAAAAAAAACAAAAAAAAAACAACAACCACAAAACAAGCAAAGUUGCUGAAAUCCCCUAAAUAAAAAUGUCAAUACCCCUUUUUCUGUGCUGUCGGGGAAAAAAGUCCUUUAAUGCUUUUGAUUGUUGAGUCAGAACUGCAGCACAGAACAUUCUUUGUGAUAACGAUCCCUUUCUCAUGCAUCAUAGUUGUGAUUGAUAGUUGCAUUCCAACAUUACAAGAUUAUCAAACUUGAGUAUCUCUUAUACACUGUGCAUGGCAUCCUUUACGCCACCAUUAUUUAAGUGUCUUAGCUACUUUUUUUUCACAUUAUCAUAUUUUAUUUCUGGGAGGAGAGGAAAUGUAUCCAGUUGUGCCUGCAGAGUUUAUUUUCUAUUUUAUUUAAAUUUUUUUGGAGUGAUGAUCAAAUCCCUGAUGGUUUUUCUUUUAAUGCUGGGCCACAUCAUGCUUCAUCAAGGAUUUUUUUUUUAGGAAUGAGCUAACACUUGAAACACUUCUUCUGGAAUUCAUGCAUGCUGCUCUUCUGUUUACUGCGUUUUUCCUCUCCUCUUUCUUUUUGCAGUACCCACUUUGUAAAUGACCGCAACCGAAUAGCCAAUGAGUAACGGGGUGGGGUGGGGGUGGGUAAAUUGUAACUGAAAGCUCUUGUGUGUUCUCCUUGUAUGAAUGAAGAGAAUACAGUAUAUUACUGUAGGUGCUGACUCAAGCUUUCUGAGUUUGACCAGAAAGUGUGACUUGGACAUUUAAUGCAAAAUGUAACAUAUGUGAAUAAAAUAUAAACACACUGA
Molecule: messenger RNA, 7702 nt
Organism: Solea solea (common sole)
Lineage: Eukaryota; Metazoa; Chordata; Actinopteri; Pleuronectiformes; Soleidae
Gene: ubr3
Product: ubiquitin protein ligase E3 component n-recognin 3
Exons: 40
Coding region: 161-5770 (1869 amino acids)
Biological process (GO): protein ubiquitination; ubiquitin-dependent protein catabolic process via the N-end rule pathway
Cellular component (GO): cytoplasm; ubiquitin ligase complex
Molecular function (GO): zinc ion binding; ubiquitin protein ligase activity
Source: RefSeq, a predicted model, not a curated record